Molecule: messenger RNA, 1564 nt
Organism: Salarias fasciatus (jewelled blenny)
Lineage: Eukaryota; Metazoa; Chordata; Actinopteri; Blenniiformes; Blenniidae
Exons: 3
Coding region: 21-1487 (488 amino acids)
Source: RefSeq, a predicted model, not a curated record
AAGACGACGCUGGACACCUGAUGGACAUCCCACCUCGUGGACUCUUCAGGGUAUCGUCUGUGCAGUUCCAUAAAGCCGACCGGCCCUGCCUGAAUCGUCACAGCUCCAGUAGCGGGGCGCUCUUUAACCCCUCACACAGCCACGCUGCCGUCUCACGCAUGACUGGCCCGGUCCUUUCCACCUGCAGCACCCCCUCCAGCCACCGGAGACCGCUGGUGCCCAUCCAGCAGCAGCACCACCAGGGCUCCAGCUCGGUGGGCAUGCUGAGGAGAAGCCGAACGCUGCACCACCGGCCCCCGCCACAGGAGUACCGCCGCCGUGCCAGUCACCCAGCCUCCCCCUCCUACUGUGCCGCGACCAUGCACCACUGCGGAGGUGUUGUACCGCACAACGUCCUUCCAGGCCUGCCGGAGGAGGGCCAGCUGCUAGCAGGUGUUAUGGCCUCUCACCCUGCAGGCAUGACCCUCUCACCCCAGCAACACCCCGCCGCUCUGGGGCACAUGAUGGGAGCCAACACCCACGAACGAUGCUAUGACAACGGCUCCAACGGGCAGAUCGCGCACCACGACUGGUGGCACUCGCAAGAACGAGGCCUGAUGCCCGAGCCGGUGAUGACGGAGAGAGAGAGGGAGAUGGAGAUAGAGAGAGAGCUGGAACAACAAAGACAAAUGCAAAAAGAGAAAGAGAUGGAGAGGGAGAGAGAAACAAAGAUUCAGGAGGAGAUGGAACGAGAGAGACAGCUUGAGUUGGAGAGAAGCCGGACCAGGGAGCAGCAGCACCACCAGAGUGUGGUCCACCCUCCUCAGGCCGGAGACGUCAACGACACCUGGCCGAAGCCUGCCAGCCGCCAGGCUCACGGAGGCAGCGGGGGGAGAGGUCUUUACAGCACCCUGGAAGGCCAUACUGGGAACGCUGGAUGGGAUGCAAACAUGGGACAAAUGGUUCCAAGUUCAAACCCUAAUCCCAGUUCUGGUCUGCAGCCUAAAGCCGCACCGAGCUCUAAACCCAACCCACCCUCACGGAUCUCCAGGAGCCAGCUGCUUCGGGACCGCGCCUCUCAACUGGCAGAUGAACGCAGCGGCAUGAGCACAGACGAGGAGACCAACACCGACAUGCUCUUGGGUCGGUACUGGAGCCGAACGGAGCGGAGGGAACAUUUCCUUUUGGCCCGAGAGCAGAGGCAGCAGCAGCUGCAGGCCAGAGGAGGGCCUGGAAGGGACGCCACCAACAGGGUGGCGGCUAUCGCAGGAGGGGGAGCGUCUGUUGGAGACGGAGGUGGACUGGACAGCAGAGGAGUGGGAGCUUUUGCAGAGGGACGAUGCAACACGGUUCUGGAGUUGAGUCAGAGGAAGCUAAGUCGUUUGAGGAACAGAAAGCUGUUGGAUGACUGGACAACCGUAGAGGAGCUGCUGACUCAUGGGACCAGGCUGAACAACACCGAGGACCUGCUGUGUCCCAGCUCCCUGCUGACGGUCACCACCGUCUAACUGCAUGGGCACCUAUCUAACGAACUCUGAGUAAGUGUGUGUGUGUGUGUGUGUGUGUGUGUGUGUGUGUGUGUGUG